ACUGAAUGCCAACAAACGGUUCGCCAACAAAGGCAUCAAAACCAAUGGUUCCGAGAAUAUAGUGAUGAAAGUGAGUGACCAGUCAUCGGAUCCGCUGAAGAAACGCAAGAAUCUGUUCGAUGACAUGGUCUCCAAGAAGUGCCACUCCAGUGACUCGUCCGGCGCUUCCAACCGAGGCUUUCAUUUUGGCACAAAUUGCGGUCAGAUUUUUGUGGAGAAUCUGAAGUACGAAGUGAUUGAAGAAGACAUCCGACAACUGUUUGACGCCUUUGGGUCUCUCAAGAGAGCGGCCAUUAAUUACGAGAAGAGCGGCCGCUCCUCGGGAACAGCUCUCGUGGUCUUUGAAAGCAAAUCCGAUGCCAUCAAUGCUUUGAACACUCUUCAGAACAUAACUCUCGAUGACCGUAUGCUUGUAUUGACACUAAUCGAUGGCAACACUAAUAGUCAAGAGUUGGGCCUAAGAGAGGCUAAUCUGAACGCACGGCUUAAGCAGUCGAAGCAGGGGUCGAGCGGUUCCGGACGCGACCUCUGGUCUGAUUUAGCCAUCAAUUAUGACAAGAAUGAAGAGCAAAGUUUUGGUCGAAACAAACGGUUCUCGUAUUCGAGUGACAAGAAGGAGAAAGAGGUGUUCAGUGCCCAAGACUUGGACGAAGACCUCGACUCCUAUUUGGCUCAACGGAGCAAAGAAUGACUUCUUCUCAGAC
Molecule: messenger RNA, 704 nt
Organism: Oppiella nova
Lineage: Eukaryota; Metazoa; Arthropoda; Arachnida; Sarcoptiformes; Oppiidae
Source: the annotation of a GenBank genome assembly